Linnemannia hyalina is the source of this 720-nucleotide messenger RNA. Lineage: Eukaryota; Fungi; Mortierellomycota; Mortierellomycetes; Mortierellales; Mortierellaceae. The record is from the annotation of a GenBank genome assembly.
AUGCAAGGGGGUCGAGGAAACCCGAGAGCAACAACAACAGCACAUAUCCCUGCCAGCUCUCGUGCACUCAACAUCCCCGAGAUAUUGAUGGCUAUCGGCGAAUGCUUCUACCUCUCCAGCGACGGGCAAGCCGCCAAGAGGGCCGCCAACAGAGACAAAAUCAUCUCCCUCAUCGCCUUCAUCCAGGUCUCCAAGCUCUGGUUCAGGACUUUUCAUCCUAUCCUCUGGCACUCCUACAACCCUUCAACAAGCACUGCUUCUCUCAACAUUCAAUCUCAAUCAAGGCUCCGCACAUAUGGAUCGUUUACGUCUUUGACAAACUGUCAAAGCAACUCAGCUGUACUCAGCUGGUCGUCCUGGAACUCUUCAAGCCUGAGACUGCAUCACGUCGACGACCAACACAGGACAAGCGAGCCGGCAAGGUGUCUCCGCAAGUACUGUCCUAAUUUCAAGGAGCUGACGAUUCACUACGUCCACAGCCAUAUAGAUACCGACUCUGCUACCAUCGCUCCUCCCAUUGCUUUUAUUCGAGAUUGCUCUGCAUCUGGCCUGAACAAGUUGAUUGCAUGGGACGCGCCAUGGCACGACAACGAGUUGUUAUCGGCCAUUAUCUCGCACGGGACACUUGUGGAUUUGAAGGUUUCAUGGGCUGUCGAUGAUAGCAUCGAUCUACAGGACUCGGUGUAUCCUUCCGCUCCUUAUGCAGUGUCGCCAACUUAA